Molecule: messenger RNA, 1724 nt
Organism: Haliotis rufescens (red abalone)
Lineage: Eukaryota; Metazoa; Mollusca; Gastropoda; Lepetellida; Haliotidae
Product: sodium- and chloride-dependent GABA transporter 3-like
Exons: 10
Coding region: 93-1244 (383 amino acids)
Biological process (GO): sodium ion transmembrane transport
Cellular component (GO): membrane
Source: RefSeq, a predicted model, not a curated record
CUAAACGGUUUUCCUUUUUCAGAAUCCAUGUUCUUGGAGUGACGGAUGGUCUUGAACAUCUUGGUAGCAUCAGAUGGCAUCUUGCUGGGUGUAUGGUUGUCACCUAUAUUAUUCUAUUUCUGUGGAUAUUCCAAGGCAUAAAGGUGUCAGGGAAGCUGGUGUACGUCACCGUGGCUGUUCCCUUCAUCCUGUUCACCGUCUUCCUCAUCCGCGGAUGUCUACUUCCGGGGUCGGCAGAGGGAAUGUAUUACUACAUCUAUCCCAAGUUUGAGAAGCUUACAGACCCUAAUGUGUGGGUUCAGUCUUGUAGCUUCUCCUUGUACACAAUGGGCAUUGGCAUGGGGUGCAUCAUUACAAUGUCUGGGCACAGCAGUCAGAAGAACAACUGUUUCAGGGAUGCAUUAGUGAUGUGCUUGAUUGACUGUUUCUCCAGCAUUUUCAUCGGACUUGCUUUCUUCGCUUGCGUUGGCCACGUCGCCUACUUACGUGGCGUAAACGUGGCUGCUUUCGAAUCAUCAGGAUACAACCUUGCAUUCAUUGUAUACCCCGAUGUCCUGGCGUCUCUCCCUUUGCCCCAGUUAUGGUCUGUGUUGACGUUUGUCACAAUGAUGUCACUGGCUAUAGAUUCUAUGGUCCCUGGCAUCGAACUCGUCGUAGCUGCGAUAGAGGACCUGUUUCCCCAACUUAUAAGGCGACACUGGCUGGUUAACUCUGCAGUACUCUUUAGCCUCCUGCUGUUCAGUCUUAUAUAUGUUUCCCAAGGCGGUAUAUACGUCGUGACGCUGGUGGACUGGUACGCCUACUUUCCCUCUGUCGCUGUGUUCGCUAUGCUGGAAUGCAUCGUAGUCGGCUGGUGUUAUGGCACGGAGAGGCUUCAAGAAGACAUCAACAACAUGUGGGGACAAAGAAUCCCGCGGGUUGUAGUCAUCUGUAUCAAGUUCGUGUGUCCUUUACUACUCUUUUUGGUGUUCUGCUACUCUCUGUAUUCCUACCGACCUCCGAAGUAUGGUGACUACAACUACCCCACCUGGGCUACAGCUGUGGGGUGGCUCAUCUCUCUGGCGUCACUCCUCCCUCUGCCUGUCGUCUUCAUUUGGACAGUCGUCAACAGAGAUGAAACAACACUUACAAAGAAAUUGAAGAAAUCCCUGGAACCCAACGAAACCUGGCGUCGCACAGCGCGACAUGAAGGUUUCAGCGGAGCCUCACAUCCAAUGGUAGAUGAUGGAUUGGCACGUGUCUAAUCAGGAUACAAUCAUGCGACUUGGUGUGAACUGACAGGAGUUUGAAGAACAAGAAAUUAUAGCAACCCCGUCGGGAACCGGUUGAGAAUAGGUCCCCGUGGCCAAUAACGUGUGCCGGUGUAGUGGGCUCAAACGACUCCCCCUAAAUUUGAUUAAAUUCAUAUGGGCCGAGGCUCAAAAGAUUCUAGAGGCUCACAUGACUCCACUAGCCAGGCUCAAAACACUCCCUCAAGGCUCAGCUAACUCGCCUACCGGGCCCAAAUGACUCCUUGUUUUGAAUUGAAAUGAUUUCAGAAAAUCAAACCUAUCUUGUAUUAUAAAGGUUUUCAACCCCUAUUCCUCAUUUUCUAGGUCAGGUUAAGAAUACCCCCAAGAAGGCUUUGUUAAUUUGGGGGUCAGGCUUGACAAAAUGGUUGAUCCGUGUUAUCGUACCCCGACCCAGUGGCCUGUCUGUCCCAGACUGGGUUAUUUACAGAAAUC